AUGUCCUCAAACCUGGAAGAACAACAGCCCGUGAAGCAGAAAGUGCCAGGCCAAAGCCCCUUGCCCCAGGCAGAGUUGCCACAAAUCCCGGAGUUCCAGAGGUCUCAGGGCAGAGUCAGUGUCAAGAAGCUGCUCAAGAACAAGAUCAUGCCCAAGCUGAACAAGCCCAAGCUGAACAAGUCCCAGAACCCUCUUCCCCCCGCCGGCGAGGAGCCAGAGGUGAGCGAUGCCGCAGGAACAUCUCCGGCAAACUCUGCCUUGGGCCGCGACAGCGAGAAGAACGAGGCCGGCAGGCAACUGAAACCCGAGAGUGAGCCCGACAACCUGCCGGAGCUGCCUGGCAAGCCGGAGGAGGCAAAGGAGGAGGCGGAUCCCAAGGAGGCCGAGAAGCCCCACGAGCCUUCUGGGCCCCGGGCCCAGCACCGCCGUCGGCGCCGACGCUUGAGUCCCGAGCCACAGUUUUCUGAGCGCCUGGCCAGCAGAGGCGCCAAGUUCAAGAACGAGCUAGCUGGCACGCCCCUGGCCUGCGACUACUUCCAGUCACACUUCGGGGACAACUCGGAAGCCCUCACAACCAUCUUCAAGAGCGUCAUGCACAGAGUGGAGCAAGUUGACCCCACAUUCACAUAUUCCCGCAAGCCUGUUGCAACCAAUGUCCCUGAUGUACCAGAGCUUGGAGAAUCCCUAGAGUUGAAUUUGAUGCCAUGGCAUCUGAGCUUCGACCCCAGCUUGUCUCUGAAGGGCAAGUCCAAAAUGGUGUACAUCAAGACCUGUGUCACUGACUUCCUGGAGCGGCCCUACAACUCGAUGGCCAUUCAGAGCUACGGAGUGGGACAUGGCAUCGGGUUUGCCAAGAGCCUUGCCAUCAAGAUGCUCCUGCUGGGUGUGGUUCAGAUGCAGCUGUCCGACGCAGAGCUCAAGGUCAUCGCUCCGCAGCUGAAGGCAUUGUUCAGCUUCCGCUGCCUCUACAAGACUUUGGGGGACGAGAAGCAGGACCGCAUCCAGUGCCUGAAGGACAAGUUUGGCGAGGCUGCCCGGCCGCGGCCAGAUUGCAUCCAAGUCUGCACCAUUUUGCAGGCCCAGGCCAGGGAGGAAGGUGCGCAGUGGGAGCAUGCUGCAGCUCGCAUGAUCUCUGAAUUCAACAAGGGUAGCACCAACGAAGUCAAGCAACUUUCAGACUUGGAGAUGUGCAUCGUGAAAGUCCUGCCAUCGAUUGAGGAGGACACCCUCAAGAUGAUCGACUACCAUUGGCAGAACCAUGCCAUAAAGACCAGCGCCUUGCCAUACAAAGUGCUGGCCACUGACGCAUUCAUGAGUGGGUCAAAGCCAAAGCCAAGCCAGGACUCCAAGCUUUGGCGUGACAUCCUCAGCUUGAGCAACGAGAAACGGCACUGGUACAUCACACGCAAGAUCAGGCUCUACCUCUUCAAGAUUGCGGAUGCGAAGCGGCUGAGGAGGAAGGUCAGCCCAAACAGCAUCCGUGACGAGAGGGACAACGACAGUGCUUGGGCAAUCGCUUGCAUUUUCACGCAUUUCCAAGAGGCCUGGAGCGGCCUUGUCACUCAGAGCUCCUUGCAGCGCCUCCAGGACAACUUCUGCCGGGGAUACCUUGACACUGAGCUGCUUGAGAAGUACCGCCUGAUGAACCCCAGUCUUGCUGCCACGAGCUUCCGGUUCUUGGCGGAAGUCGGCUACCAGGUCGAGCUUGCCGCUGACCUGCAAAAGGCCGAGCUCGCCCAGACCAAGGCGCGCCUGCUGAAGGAGCAGCGGCAGUGGAUGCAGUUCAACGAGUCUUUGGAGGAGUUCAAGCUGGCCACCGUUGGGAUGAAGCAGGAGCACGUGGACAAGCAACGUGAUGUGCAGCGAGCGGCCAUAGAAGACUUUGCAGACCUCUUCUUCCCCGUGAGGGACCUAGCAGAGAUCUCGCAUGGCCUCACCUUUGCGGAGGCCAGCAUCCACAAGUGCUGCGGCAAGAUGUCGGCGCCGCAGGAAGCAGUCUUCAAGGUGUAUUGGCUGAACUCCGCAGUGCUGGGCUAUGAUGCAGUGCUUGGAGUCUCCGAGGCCGUUGCAGAGUACGCAAGCCAUGUGGCAAGCAGCCCAGCGAGCUCGUGCAUUCUGGUUGCCGCUCCAACAGCAGGCGCUUGGGGGAGCGAGUACCAUGAGACUGCAAUCGUUGAGGCCACAGAGAAGGUGCGCCAGUUGCUGCAGCACAGCGAGCGCAGGCUGCUGGUUCGGGAGGUGUGCCUGCCCUUCCAAGUUGACAGCAUCCAGGCACAGUCAAAGCGGCCAGGAAUGCACAAAAUUUUCCUUUGCGUUUCUGACCAGUGUGAUGCAUCCGGCCAGCCGGUCUCCAAGUUCACGCAGUCCCAGCUUUGGAAGAGACAGAUUGUGGCUGGGAGCAUCAAGGUCCCGAUGGCUGCAGUGAAGCAGAUGGUUGACCCGCGGAGGAGCUUCGUGGGUGCGUCUGGGCUGGCAGACAACUUGAACCAUGCCCGACUGGACGCGGCCCUCGCUGUGCAGCGAGAAAGCCCAGACAGCUGCCAGUACUUGGCAGCAGCCAUGCGUUGGAGCUUCGCCUCCGCCCCCAGCAAAGAGGGCAAAGUGCGCAGCCAAGCCAGCUGUGAGUUGGCAAACGCCGCCUGUGACCAGCCAAAGCCAAGGCAUGAUCGUGGCCAGCAAGCCUCUCUGGACAAGUCCAAGGUUCACCUCACGCUUGGCAUGGCAAUUCUUGCUGGGGGGCAGUUUGGUUUGACGUCGAGCGCUGACGCAGCAGCCAUGGCAAAGGACGUGGCAGCUGAGCUGGCGCAUGCAUGCGCGUCCUCGCAAAGUGGCUCUGGGGCAUGUUCUGUCUGCGAGGACGGGCUGCAGCUGCAAGAUGUGAUCGAGUUCCGCCGGGCCUAUCACAACUUGGCUGUGGAAGGCAAGUCCUUCCUUCUGAGCACCUGCUAUGCUGAAGGUUCAGCUUCCAGCGACUACACUCGUGUGCGCUGGCGCUUCCUGGGGAAGCGCGUUUGCACCCGCAGGCUUCUUAAGCUUCUGGGCACCAGCGCAAGAACUUUCACCAAGGCUGUGCAAGGCAGCAUCGACAAGAGGCAGUUCAAUGGAAGGCAGGCAACGGAAGCUAGCAUGUCAGUGAACCAAUUCUUUUUGGAGGUGUACCACUCAGCUGCUGAGUUUUUGCCAGAAGACCCCUCGUAUCACGUCACCAAUGUGGACGCCAGCAUCAACGCAGAUGAGCUGGAGGGAGCGCCCGCCACUGCCAGCAAGCCAGCCUGUCACCCGACCCUGCCUUUGUUGGGCUGGGACCCGAGCGAAAGCAUGGUUCAAGACCUUGGUGCUGCAGCUCUUGGCAACCCUGAGCCACUGCCCACCAGAUACGUGCAGCACUUGAAGCCCGUGGACCUGUGGUGGCAGUAUCUGGCCUGGGCGCUGGUGCGGUGCCCGCAGAGCAAAACUGCAAGCUGGAGCACCUUUUGGCGAGCCUGGCAGUCGAGUUUCUUGGCAGUCCUGUGCAUCAUCAUCGAUGGCCUCGACAAGAACAAAGGUGUUUGGCCACAGUAUCGGUGGCGCAAGCCAAAGGUCUUGGACAAAUUCAAUCGUCCCCGCAUCACGGUCCACGCAGCGAUGGCGCACGGCUACACCUGUGACUUCUACUUGGCAGACGAUGAGGACUUCUUCCAUGGUGCUUCGUUCUUCUGCGAGGUGCUCACCCGCACCCUGGCCAGAGUUCAGAGGAUUGCAGAGGGCAGAGGGCAGCGCAUGCCGGAACACUUGGUAGUGCAGUCCGACAACACAACUGCACAGGCCAAGAACGCGGAGGUUCCGGAAGAGCUGCGCUUGGCUAUCUUGAGCCUGACCUGCAUGACUGGCAUGUCAGCCAUCGUGGCCGGCAAAGGCUAUGACUUGCACUGCGAACUCAUGUCCCACGUGCGCAACUUCAAGGAGUGGAUGGACCCUAUGUGUGUGCACCCGCAUAACUGCUGGAGAGCACGGCAGGGGAUAGAGAGCCCUCAUUCCUUUACCUUCAAGCUACGCAUGGACUUGACGCAAGCAGAGUUCUCUUGGCUGCAGCAGAGUCCAACAGAUAGGGGGUGGCCCGCGCAUGAGCUGGACGUUUUCGUUGUUGUCAAGCACUACAUGGCAAGCGAGUCUCCGAAUGGCCCACCCGUCCUUCUGAUUCCAAACUCGCGCUACCUUCGCAUGCAGCAGGCUGCCCCUCAAGGCAGCUGCUACGCCACGCACCCCAUGAAUGAAAAGCGCCGGAAGGAGCUGCGGAAACUGGCAGAGGCUUUGGAAACCUUGUCUAACGAGUGGGCCGCCGAACAUUCCUACUUCCGAGCAGCCAGAGAGCUGCGCCUGCUCGCAAAUGGGAGGGACGCACUUCGCUCCACUGAUGGGUUCCUGGAGGCAGCCUCUGCUGACAGGCGUGCGGCGCUGGAGCCUUCUGCCGCAGCCUCAGUAGCGUGCUUUGACAAAUUUACAUGUUGUGAUUGCAUGGCACUUUGCCAAGGACAACCCCUACUUUCGAAAUCUGCCGGGGGUGUCGUGGCAAAUGCUUGUCAAGUUCAACUGAGAGCUGACUGCCAGAGUGCUGACACGCCCAGGAGUGAAAACGGUAAUUGGUGCAUUUUGCGGGAAGGUUUUGCAGGGCAUUGGUUUGAGCCACCGUUUCUUGUGCACUUCAGGCUGAGCGUUAGGAAAUAG
Molecule: messenger RNA, 4704 nt
Organism: Effrenium voratum
Lineage: Eukaryota; Dinophyceae; Suessiales; Symbiodiniaceae
Source: the annotation of a GenBank genome assembly